Miscanthus lutarioriparius is the source of this 246-nucleotide messenger RNA. Lineage: Eukaryota; Viridiplantae; Streptophyta; Magnoliopsida; Poales; Poaceae. The record is from the annotation of a GenBank genome assembly.
AUGGCAAGAGCUCUCGCCUACGGUGGAGGAGCUGCCGCAGCUGGUUUCGUCCCGCCGUGGCUCGCGGUGCUCGGUGUGGCCCUGCUCUCCGCCUGGGCCAUCACGCUCACCGUCCUCCUCUGUGGAGGCAGCUCUAAAAAAAAAAGACCGACACUUGGAGGUGGUGGUGGAGGUGACGGUGGAGGGGCCUGUGGUGGUGGAGGGGGCUGUGGUGGUGGAGGGGGCUGUGGCGGCGGCGGUUCCUAG